Lemur catta (Ring-tailed lemur) is the source of this 3478-nucleotide messenger RNA. RefSeq names its product Mab-21 domain containing 2 (gene MB21D2). The record is from RefSeq and is a predicted model, not a curated record. The transcript has 2 exons. NCBI's taxonomy places the organism in Eukaryota, Metazoa, Chordata, Mammalia, Primates, Lemuridae. The coding region runs from base 417 to 1892 and encodes 491 amino acids.
UUUAAAUGCGGACGCUGGUGCUGGCUCCGUAACACGGGAGCCGGCAGCUUGUUGAUUUCUGAGCUGGUGAAUUUCACAUUGUUUCCACUUCACUUUCCUCGCCCCGGGGGGAGGCUACGGUCGGCUCCACGACCGCUGUCGUCGCUGCCAGCGAGGGCCAGGGGAGAGCAGGGACGCGCAGCAUCGGGACGGGCGUGGGGCCAGAGAAAAGGGUGUCGGGGCCACACACGCACCCUCGCUGCAGUCCAGCUCCUCCCGGAGCCCGGAGCGCACGGAGCGGGGGAGCGCCCGCCAGCCCGCCCACGGGCCGGGGCCACAGCCCGGGAGCCGGCGAGGGGAGGAGGCCCCGGGGGGCGGGGUGGGGGGCGGGGGUGGGUGCCGCGGCUACCGCGGAGCUGCUACUCGGCGCGUUUUGCAUGAAGAUGGCGGCUCCCACCGCCAGCAAGGCAGCCUCCCUGGGCUGUAACAACAAGCCUACGUUCCCGGAGCUGGAUUUCAGGUCGGGAGCCCGGGUGGAGGAAUUGAACAAACUCAUCCAAGAAUUUACGAAGCACGACCAGCGGGAAUACGACGACCAGAGAGCGCUGGAGAUCCACACAGCCAAGGAUUUCAUCUUUUCCAUGCUGGGAAUGGUGCAAAAGCUGGACCAAAAACUUCCAGUGGCUAAUGAGUACCUGUUGCUCUCUGGAGGAGUCCGGGAAGGUGUGGUGGACCUGGACCUAGAUGAGCUUAAUGUCUAUGCCCGGGGGACUGACUACGAUAUGGACUUCACGCUUUUGGUGCCAGCCCUCAAGCUGCAUGACCGUAAUCAGCCUGUGACGCUUGAUAUGCGCCACUCAGCCUUGUGCCACUCCUGGCUGAGCCUUCGGCUCUUUGACGAAGGGACGAUCAGUAAAUGGAAAGACUGCUGCACCAUCGUAGAUCACAUCAAUGGUGCCACCAACUACUUCUUCUCCCCUACCAAAGUGGCCGACUGGUUCUAUGACUCCAUCAGCAUUGUACUAUCAGAGAUACAGAAGAAACCCCAGCGGGGGAUGCCAAAGGUAGAAAAGGUAGAAAAAAAUGGGACCAUCAUCUCCAUCAUUCUGGGUGUAGGGAGCAGUCGCAUGUUGUACGAUAUUGUCCCUGUGGUAUCUUUCAAAGGUUGGCCUGCAGUGGCCCAGAGCUGGCUCAUGGAGAACCACUUUUGGGAUGGGAAGAUUACUGAGGAAGAGGUCAUCAGUGGGUUUUACUUGGUGCCUGCUUGCUCCUACAAGGGCAAGAAGGACAAUGAGUGGCGGCUGUCCUUUGCGCGGAGCGAGGUGCAGUUGAAGAAGUGUAUCUCUAGCAGCCUCAUGCAGGCCUAUCAGGCUUGCAAAGCCAUCAUCAUUAAACUCCUGUCCCGGCCCAAGGCUAUCAGCCCCUAUCACCUGCGGAGCAUGAUGCUCUGGGCCUGCGACAGACUUCCGGCCAACUACUUGGCUCAAGAAGACUAUGCAGCCCACUUUCUGCUGGGCCUCAUUGAUGACCUGCAACACUGUCUGGUCAACAAGAUGUGUCCCAAUUACUUCAUCCCUCAGUGCAACAUGCUGGAACACCUGUCAGAGGAGACAGUCAUGCUCCACGCCCGGAAGCUCUCUUCUGUACGCUCAGACCCGGCAGAGCACUUGCGCACCGCCAUCGAGCACGUCAAGGCGGCCAACCGGCUGACGCUGGAGCUCCAGAGGCGAGGCAGCACCACCAGCAUCCCCUCCCCGCAGUCCGAUGGAGGGGACCCCAACCAGCCUGAUGACCGUUUGGCCAAAAAACUGCAGCAGCUUGUGACUGAGAACCCGGGAAAGUCAAUCUCUGUCUUUAUCAACCCUGAUGACGUCACAAGGCCCCAUUUCAGAAUUGAUGACAAAUUUUUCUGAGUGUUUUGCUGACUUUUUCCCCCUGGUUCUAAAACUCUCAUAAUGUGUAGUGUGGUUUGUGAUGCUUUCUGUUUUUUACAUAUCCAGCCUCAGUUGGAUUUGUUAAAAACAAAUUUUAAGUUUCCUGGUUCUGCAGGAUGGUGCAGGCUCUGAAACAGUAUAUUACUAUUUCACAUUCUGCCUCUGAUUUUGUUGUUGUUUAUAUUUUGUAGUUGUCACAAAGUUUUGUUUGUUGGUUGCUGUUUUUUUUGUUUGUUUGUUUGUUUUUUUAAGGAGAACUUGAGCCAUAGAUGAAAAUGCCCAUGAGUCCUCUUGCUUUUUUCUGUUUCGCACUUUGUGCAAAUUUGUUAAUGUUUAUGGGGAAACAAAACUCUUUUUGACAAUUAAGGAUUCUAUUAUUUUUUUUUUUUGUCUUUCUUUUUUGAUGAGCUUUCACAACUACUGAUUUUUGAGAAUCACAUGAGGUGGGGAACUACCUGGCAGGUUAGCUGGGUUUAUUUCUUUUGACCAGUGGCCAGAGUAGUUUUCCCUCUUUCCAUCAGACAAUGUAAACUUUGAAAGUGAGAAUGCUACAAAUUGUGUUUUGGAGCAACUUCAUUGAAUGUAAUUAUUCUCAAAUCAGAGAACAUUGGAUGGUUUGGAGGGUGUGUUUGAUAGUUUUCCAAACAGAAUUAAGGUUUCCAAAUGUUAGUUUAGCAUAUGUAAUUAUUUGAAGCCUUAUUUAAAUCCUAUUAAAGAAAGUACCAUUAUAAUUAUUAUUUGCACUAAUGAAAUCUUUGCCAUUGUCAGAAUUGCAAAGUGUGUUUCAAUAUAAAUUAACAUCCACUGUUGAAGUGCUAUCAUUUUUUCAUUUAGCCCAUUUUGCUCUAUCAGUGGAAUGAUUCUUUGCAUUUGUUUAGUUCUCCUUUAAUUGUGGGGUCCUGUUUUGCCCUCUGUGAUAUUCCUGGUUCCUGUCAUACUAGAGAAGUUUUUAAAGCUUUAUACUGUUAAUUGACUCUAUCUAAAGCUGGGGAAAAUGUAUACUUGAUAAAGUAGGUGUCUUUGUAUUUAUUUCUUUUGGGGUAUAGAGGUAUGCUUUUUUGUAAAGUCUCUUUGCUUCUCCUGAGAGUUUUGAGGAAAACUGGCAGGAAGAAUUUAUAAUCCCCAAAUAGAAGAUCCCAUGUCUGUUCAAAAGCAGAUUUUGCUAUAGGGCAGGAACCAGGAAAUACCUGUGGGUGUCAGGCUUGUUAUAGAGGUGUCCUCUCUUCAUGAAUGAAAUUACUUGCCAGGUUUAGGUGCUGCAAGGCUUUGGGCCCCUGUUUUAGUAUGGACUCAUGGCAAACUAGUGUUUGAGGGGUUGGGGUCUGCUGAUCUCUCAAAGGACACCAUGAUGUCCACUAAUGGAAAGGCCAAACAACAUCUUGGUUUUGGUCUUGAAUGUCCAGACUCAUAGGUUGGACUUUGGCCAAUUGAGAUCAGAUAUGUGGUCUUAGGUUUUUGCAUGGGAAUUAAUGUAAUGCUUUUAAAUGAAAAUGAGAUCAUUAAACCAUCUUAAGUCAAACACAAUAAUAAUAAUAAUAAUAAAAGGAAACAUACUGGCCUUGAAA